CUUCCGCAUUACUGUUGUGUGCAGUUGUGAUUGGAAGUGGAGUUUGGUGAACUGCCUACAUAAUAAUGGAAAUAUAGACACUUAUUUGUCUUUUUUUUUCCUUUUACACAAUCUCUUAAGCUUGUAUUUUCUCGUGUAUCCUCAGAAGUUAGAGCCUCAGCUACAAGCUACGAGCCAAACUAGGAGGAAACAAGGUAGCUUUUCAGCUAGCCGCUUAGACAGCUGUCAGUGGCUGCAGGGCAGUUUAAUGGAAAAUGGAUUGCCUCUGUGAAAUAGUUCAAGCUCUCAUUGCUUUAGCAGCUUUAGGUCUAAUUGUGGUACUCAUACUAGCACAUUUAACCGCAGGUGGGAUUAACCUGAAAUGCCACGAGAAGGAGAAAUACUUCCUCACUGCUACAGGAGAGAAAGAGCUUUUUCCCAGCCUGCAUGAUCCCUACUCUAGGGAGCUUUCUGUGGUGAUCCCAGCCUACAAUGAGGAACUCCGAAUGCCCGUGAUGCUGGAUGAAGCCAUGGAGUACUUGGAGAACAGACAGAAACAAAACCCUUCUUUCACCUAUGAGAUUAUUGUGGUUGAUGAUGGCAGCAAAGACAAAACAACAGAGGUUGCUUUACGCUACACUAGGAAGUACAGUGCUGAUAAAGUGAGGGUGCUGACAUUGGUGAAGAACAGGGGAAAAGGAGGAGCUGUGCGGAUGGGAACUCUGAGCUCCAGAGGGAAAGUCAUUCUGAUGGCUGAUGCCGACGGAGCCACAAAGUUUGCUGACAUUGAGAAAGUGGAGGCUGCUCUUAAAGACCUCAAAGCUGGACCGGGAAAUUUAGCCAUUUCAUGUGGUUCCAGAGCUCAUCUAGAAAAGGAGUCUGUAGCUCAGCGCUCUGUGUUUCGUACGUUCCUGAUGUUUGGCUUCCACUUCCUGGUGUGGUUCUUUUGUGUGAGGGGGAUCAGGGACACACAGUGUGGCUUCAAGCUUUUCACACGUGAGGCUGCACUGAAAACCUUCUCCUCGCUCCAUGUGGAACGAUGGGCCUUUGACGUGGAACUACUGUACAUUGCCCAGUGUUUUAAAAUCCCCAUAGCAGAAGUGGCGGUCAACUGGACAGAAAUAGAAGGGUCUAAACUGGUCCCGUUCUGGAGCUGGCUGCAGAUGGGACGAGACCUUGUUUUCAUUCGCCUGCGCUACAUCACAGGAGCCUGGAGACUGCAGUCACCACAUAAAACUGAUUAGCCAAUCAGACAAAGCUUUGUCAUGGAGACAACCUGUGAUAGGGCCAUGGGGCAUUUCAGUGAAUGGGGUUACAACUGUGUCCAUUAGUCACUGUAAUCAGCGGGAAAAAGCCAAGUACCAGUCCUUUGCUUUUCCAGACGUUAUUGGGAGCGACGUAUUGACACAAUUGUGGGGUUCCUCAUGGUCCUGCCUUUUUAUGUGGAUGUUGGCUUGUUUUAGCCACUGUUACAUAUCCAUGUGUUGCCACAGCUUACAGAAUGUCUGUAUGGCUGAUCCAUGUACUGAGUUACUUCAUGUUUUUGUUGUGCCCAAUCUGCUGUAAAUGAGAAAGGCUUGUAGUGCAAAAUGUGGAGGAUCCGAUCAUCUCAUGAUCCUCAGAGGGUGAAUGAUUGUUGACUGUGAGUUGAUGGGCUGGAUGAUUUACAGUAAAAUAAAAUGUUAAAAGUCAA
Melanotaenia boesemani (Boeseman's rainbowfish) is the source of this 1672-nucleotide messenger RNA. RefSeq names its product ALG5 dolichyl-phosphate beta-glucosyltransferase (gene alg5). Gene Ontology annotation, cellular component: endoplasmic reticulum membrane. The transcript is spliced from 10 exons. The record is from RefSeq and is a predicted model, not a curated record. Bases 255 to 1223 code for a protein of 322 amino acids. NCBI's taxonomy places the organism in Eukaryota, Metazoa, Chordata, Actinopteri, Atheriniformes, Melanotaeniidae.